Molecule: messenger RNA, 4256 nt
Organism: Botrytis sinoallii
Lineage: Eukaryota; Fungi; Ascomycota; Leotiomycetes; Helotiales; Sclerotiniaceae
Exons: 4
Coding region: 1099-3129 (676 amino acids)
Biological process (GO): (1->6)-beta-D-glucan biosynthetic process; fungal-type cell wall organization
Cellular component (GO): plasma membrane; endoplasmic reticulum membrane
Molecular function (GO): glucosidase activity
Source: RefSeq, a predicted model, not a curated record
CUGGUCCUUGAUUGAGAGAAGUUAUAAGUGGAUUUGGGAGGGGAAACAGGAUUGCUUAAACCACCUGGGCACUUUGCAUCUGAAUCAAUCAAUCAAUCACUCAUUCAAAAUCAAAUCACAUCGACUCGACUCGACUCGACUCGACUCGACAAUCAACCAACCAACCUUUAUCCAUUCAUUUACUUUAUCUACCCAGGUACAUACCUACCUACAUACCCAGGCGGUGCUAGGAAAGAAAGAUUGAACGAUUGAAAGAUUGAACGAUUCCAAAAUAACAACGUGCGAGGAAAAGAACAACCCAAGAACAUCUCAAAAGUCUCAAACAAACCCUUAGCAAUCUGCAUUUGAACCUUCCCGGUCAACUUGCCUUGCGCAUUUUCUACUUCUGCAUGUUCUAAAGAAAGCAAACUUGAUUCAAAGCCGAAAGCCUGCUGAUUUCCUUUUCAUCCGCGCCACCAUCCAUCCGUCCAUCUAUCCAUCCACCCACCCAACCAGCAUUCAUUCAUUCAUCUGACGCCAAAAGAUUUCUACUUCAUGUUGAAUUGAACGCCCUAGUUUGUCAACCACAACCUCAAUCUCAAUCUCAACCAACCAUUGAUAACAAAAACACCUUUUUUUACACAAGAGACACAGUAUUUGAGAUAUUCUCCAAAGGAUCUCAAGAAACUCUAAUCCAACCAUCGACUUCGACUUCGACCUUGAUUCUAAUCCUGACAUUCGUUUGUACUCACUCCCUUCUCAUUUCGAUCAAGAAGGAUUCUUGGAUACACUUCCUUUCUUUGUAAAUUCUGCUGGCCAUCUGGAAGACCUCAAUCUUCAUCCUUCACUUCUCAGCCGUUAAAACUAACGACACUCGAUACCUUUUACGAUAAUACUCUAUGAAUUUCGAACUUCACGAUUUGAUCCGAGCUUGCUGUUGAUUGCCGCCCGAGAACUUUGAAAGGAAUUGAGCGUGUUCUUGAUCUACUUUCACUCUUCCAUUUUACGAACCCGUUACGAAUUCCACAUUCCAGAACAUCAACCACAACCGCCUUGGCUGACGUAGCACAUGCCAUUGCACUCAUAAGAUUCUAAUUUGGGCUCGUUUUUAUCGUCGAUAUGGACCACUCCUACAGUGGCUCCGGGCGAAGGCCCCCUCACAUAACAGUCAAUUCGGGCAGUGGUGGAGAUCUGCUCAAUUCAUCUACUACCUCUCCUUCUACUGCAGGAACUCCUGGUCAAUCGAGGCAGUUGAUCCCGCCGCCGCGACCACCGACUUCAGGCUCGCAACAGUCACGCAUGGCUGCCCCUCAAGUAUAUGGCUCACCCGAUGUGGCUCAGUCAAAUGAAAUGCUACUUCCUCCUUCGAGAUCACGGCCUGCAGCGAACAAUCAAUCAUCAUCAUACUCCGACUAUCCUUUACCUUCUCCCUCAGUAUCAGGGUUUUCGUCACGCAGAACAAGUUGGAGCUCAGAGGCGGGAAGUCGAGACAGUCGAGCAGGACCAUUUGGCUCACCUUUUGAUGACUCGAGAGCUUCUUCGAGAGCCGGCGACAGCGAUGAUGAGAAUAUCAAUACACAAACUGUUUCCGAAAAAUAUAACAUCAUGCCAUCGGCAGGAUUAUUACUUUUCCCAGAAGAUGUUGAGAAAGACGAUUACCUUCACAACCCGGAUCCAAGUGAUAAAGACCUGGAUAAGUGCGAUAUAUGGAAUCGGAGAGGUCUUACAAACGUUGGAGGAUUGAUCUUCAUCGUCUUGGGCGUACUGGCCUUGUUCGUUGCAUAUCCAGUUGUUACAUUCGUGAAAGACAAAAUCGAUCCUACUCAUGGUGCCUGUGCAUCAGCAGCAGAUUGUUUAUCAGAUAAAGUUUCCCUUCUCAAGAAUGUGAGAACGGGUCUCAUAGAUCCGGAUACUCCAGACUCCGUCAAGAGCAAGACCGCUCACGAUGGCACCAAAUUGAAGCUUGUGGUAGGGUUUUCUACAUCAUGGAUUUCUGACGAAUUCAAUACCGAUGGACGAACUUUCUACGAUGGCGAUGAUCCAUUCUUUCAAGCCGUGGAUAUCUGGUAUGGUGCUACUCAGGAUUUGGAAUGGUACGAUCCCGAUGCUGUAACGACCGGAAACGGCACUAUGAACAUCAAGUUCGACGCUUUUCAAAGUCACAACUUGAAUUAUCGCUCUGGGAUGGUCCAAUCGUGGAAUAAGUUGUGCUUUAAGGGUGGUCGUGUGGAAGCUAGCAUUUCAUUACCUGGCCGAGGAGAUUGGCCCGGUUUCUGGCCCGGUUUCUGGAGUAUGGGCAAUUUGGGACGACCCGGUUACCUAGCUACCACAGAGGGCAUGUGGCCCUACAGUUAUUGGGAUCAUUGCGAUUACGGAAUCACGGCAAAUCAAAGUUCAUCGGAUGGUAUCAGUUGGUUACCCGGUAUGAAGCUGCCAGCUUGUACGUGCCAGGGCCAAACGCAUCCUUCAAAAGGUAAUUCUCGAUCAGCACCUGAAAUUGAUGCACUAGAAGCCAGCAUUGCAUUCAUGACGGAGAACUGGGGAACGGGUACAGGUUUCGCAUCUCAAUCUUACCAGAUUGCCCCAUUCGACAUAUUCUACAUGCCCGAUUACAACUAUGUUGAGGUUUAUGACAACGAACAGACUUCUGUGAACACCUACCGAGGUGGAGGUUAUCAACAAGCUAUGUCUUCAGUGACUUGGCUCAACAAUGAUUGGUAUGAUGGCCACGGAUAUCAAACGUAUGGAUUUGAAUACACUCCUGGAUCCGAGGGACAGGUGACAUGGUUCGUUGGUGAUCAGUACACUUGGAAAAUGGAUGCCCGUGCAUUGAGGCCAAACGGAAACGUUGGCCAACGAACGAUGCCGGAGGAGCCUAUGACUGUUAUCAUGAAUUUGGGAAUGGGCACCAGUUUCUCCGAAGUUAUGAUGCCUAAUUUGAACACUCUAUUCCCCGCUACCAUGCGUUUUGAUUACAUCCGGAUAUAUCAAGAAGAAGGAUCCGAAUCGGUCACUUGUGACCCUGAAGGAUACCCAACCACCGAAUACAUCGAAAAGUUCCCGAAGGCAUAUAAAAAUCAAAAUCAUACGACUUGGUCAGACGCUGGCUACUCGUGGCCUACAAAUCAAUUUGUCAACAAGUGCGACUAGCCAGCUACAAAUCAAUUUGUCGACAAAUGCAAGUAGCCAGCUACAGAAUAUGUCGACAAAUGCUAAAGACUCUUCAUUUCAUUCACAAACUUUUUGUAUAAAGGACGUACUUUGCUUUGCAAAAGCGCAAAAGCGAAUCAUAUACCCCUCGAGACGUGGCACGAAUAUUCACACGCCAAAGGACAUAUAGAAGGCGGUCGGACAUGGCGGCGCCUGGCGAUUUCGAUUCAUCUUUUCUUUCACCGAAUAUUACAAAAGAGCGCGCGUUUUUGUUAUUAAUCUUGUUUUCUUCGCCUACAAAUACACAAUUGCAUAGCGGCGUCGGCGUUUUAUACUUUUCAGCAUCAAGCACGUUUAUUGAUUUGCCUUUCUAGCUUCACACCAACUGUUGUUGGUUAUGUUUAAAGUGCAUUUUGAAGCCUUUGUGCUAUCGCUGUUGUACAACAAUACCACUGGUUCAUAUUUUACAAGUUUUCAGUUUUCAGUUUAAGUUUUUGAGUUGACAGAUGGAGUGACCUUCACAACUCGAUUAUUGUGUUUAAUUUAGAAAGAGAGAUAACGGAGCUCUAGAUGGGUAUCUUUACCAAAAAAAAAAAAAAAAAAAAUAGGCAGGGGGAAGUUGGGGGAGUGGAAGUGAGGAUAAACGAAUGAAUGGAUUGACCUUAUUGACUGACUGACUUAACUGAUUGGAUUGGAUCAAUUGGUUUGGCUUGGCUGGCUUGGUCUCUGGUUUGAUAUUGUAUUUGAUUGGAUUUUGCAAUGUGGGUGGGAUCCUUUGAUCGACUUUGAUAUGAAUAGUUUGGAAUGACUGGGCUGAAUUUAAAUGAAUGGGUGUUUAAGAGAAACUCGAAAGAGAGGUGGAAAUUGGGGUUGAGAGUUCGCGAGGCAAUGAGCGAAUUUGAGGAGCGAGGUGUCGAAACCUUUAGAGGGUGUACCCAUACCAAUACCGAUACCCAGUGUCAUGAUAGUAAAGAGACUUCAAUAAUAUUUCACUGGGCUUCUUCACGUGUUUCUGAUGUUACAUAAUUCAACUGUUACAUAUGAUUGCAAUUUUCGGAGUGUGGAAAGUCAAGACAGGCAGACGAUGAACAUAAAAGACACAGAAACACGAUCUAUAUAUACAAUGG